CAAAACAACAAGGCGUCAUACCAGCGCGUGCUGCCCCUGGUCCCUUUAAAAUAGUUUGAUGCGCCACUCCCACUCCGCGAUUCCCACUCAGCUGUUACUGUAACUCGCUCCCACUCCUCACAUGGUGCUAUCCGGUCUCAAAUCAGCGCCGGCAGACGGAGGCUGCAGUGAGGACCGACCGCUGCCUUGAGUCGGACGGGAUCACUUCGUCUGUUUCUGUCACUUGUGAGCAACUUGUUGCGCAGCUGCUAUUUCCCACCUCCUCCACCUCUUCCUCCUGCUGCGUGGUCCAUCGCUGCAGCCAGACGGCCGCUGCUGCUCCACGGGAAACGCCAUAGCUGCUGAUCUGCGUCUCAGCGCCUGGAGGGUAGCUGUUCUACGUCUGUGAGGGAGGACAGCUGGAUGACUUUCCGUCAGCUGCCAACUUUCUUUAUUGGACUUAAAGGGAUGUACGCACGCGGGCUUGCGGGAUCUCCCUCACGCUACCUGUUUGUUUGUUUUUCUUCUUCCAUGAAGUCCUAAAAGUUUGAAUACAGCGAUUCUCAGUAAUAUGAGCAAAGGGACGGGGGAUGCGAGUCAUGAGCUGGACGCGUCCUUGCCAGGGACUGGACUGGAGCCACAGCCUCUUCUGUCUGACUUUACUGCUGUGGACCAGACGCAUGAACGGACUGGCUGACUUUUCAAACUACCUGUCGAGGAUCAUCACCAGCCACUCUGCCCACGGCUGCGACGGAACGCCGGUGAGACUCCACUGCCCUCGCCACUCCACCAUCUCCAUCCAGUCGGCGUUCUACGGCGGCGGCGGCGGGGUCCGGCUGUGCACGGUGGAGCCCACAUCUGGAGCCCACAACCACAGCUGCUCGGCUUUAACCGCUCUGCAGAAGCUCCUGUCCGAGUGUCAGAACCACCGAGACUGCCAGCUCCCGGUCAAUCACCUGCUGUUCGGGAAGGACCCGUGCCCCGGCGAGACCAAGUACCUCCACGUGGAUUACAAGUGCAAACCCUCUGAACACAAAACACAGGUGGCGUGCGAAGGGGAGACCAUGAUCUUGCGCUGCAAGACCCCCAAGGUGUUGCUCAUCUACGCAGCUGUCUACGGCCGAGGCCUGGGUCAGACGGACACCUGUCCCUCACGUGGGACCAGACCACCCCCGUUCGAGUGUCUGAACCACGAGGCCGGGCCGGCGGUGUCCAAAUCCUGCCACAGCAAACAGAAGUGCGUCGUUGCCGUCGGCGACCGGACCUUUAGGGACCCCUGCUUUCCAGGAACCAGGAAGUACCUCAGCGUGCUUUAUUCCUGCGUGCCGAAGGCUUUACUGCGUGAGGCAGACCCAGACAUGCCGAGCUCCACCUCAGCUCCCACCACAGAAAAAGCUCCUGCUAGAGACCUGGAGUCCCGCAGGCCAGAGAGUUCGGGGGCAGUGAUGAACACUCUUCUGACCUACGCCUUCAUCAAAGAACACCCGGAAACGGCGGCGCUGCUCUUCACCUCCAGCGUGUGCAUGGGCCUCGUCUUCACGCUGCUGGCUCUGUCCGUUCGGGUGACCUGCCGGGGGCGGCCGCUCAGAGACCGCAGACCGGCGGCCAGGUCAAGCGGCCUGGCGGCUCCUGACCGUCCCAAGCAGGGCGAGGAAGAGGAGGAGGAGGAGGAGGGAACGGAGAGCUCUUUGCUGUCCAGCGCAGAGAAGGAGGGGACGCCAGGCUGGGAGGAAGUGACUUACAUAAGCGAGGCGGCCGAGCUGGCAGAGAGGAUCGAGCGCAGAGACAUGAUCAUCCAGGAGAUCUGGAUGAACUCCUAUCUGAACGGCAGCUCCUGCUGAGCAACCCCACAAACAUUUUUUUAUAUAUAUA
Molecule: messenger RNA, 1851 nt
Organism: Fundulus heteroclitus (mummichog)
Lineage: Eukaryota; Metazoa; Chordata; Actinopteri; Cyprinodontiformes; Fundulidae
Gene: eva1c
Product: eva-1 homolog C (C. elegans)
Exons: 8
Coding region: 570-1820 (416 amino acids)
Cellular component (GO): extracellular region
Molecular function (GO): heparin binding; carbohydrate binding
Source: RefSeq, a predicted model, not a curated record